Zasmidium cellare ATCC 36951 is the source of this 963-nucleotide messenger RNA. RefSeq lists its product as uncharacterized. Gene Ontology annotation, biological process: D-ribose metabolic process. Gene Ontology annotation, molecular function: ribokinase activity. NCBI's taxonomy places the organism in Eukaryota, Fungi, Ascomycota, Dothideomycetes, Mycosphaerellales, Mycosphaerellaceae. The record is from RefSeq and is a predicted model, not a curated record. The transcript has 3 exons. Bases 1 to 963 code for a protein of 320 amino acids.
AUGUCCACCAACAAAAAAACCGUCUCCGUAAUCGGCUCCCUCAACAUCGACUUCAUCACCCGCACAACCCGGCUACCGCUCCCGGGGGAGACCCUCUCGGCGCUCUCCUUCGACCAAGGCUUCGGCGGCAAAGGCGCCAACCAAGCCGUCGCGUGCGCGCGACUCGCCGGCGAGGACGUGCGUGUGCGGAUGGUGGGGCACGUGGGCGGGGAUGGUUUUGGGCGCGAGUAUCUGGAGGCGUUGGGGAGGGAGGGGAUUGAUGCGGGUGGGGUGAGGAGGUUGGAGGGGGAGAAGACGGGGGUUACGAAUAUUGUGGUUGAAGAGGAGAGUGGUGAGAACCGAAUCAUGUUUGUGGCGAAUGCGAAUUGGGCGUUUGGGAAGGAGUAUGAGAAGUGGUGGGAGUUGGUGGGGAAGGAGGAGGGGGAGAGUGAGGUUUUGGUUUUUCAGUUGGAGAUUCCGUUGAAUGUGGUUCUGCACAAUAUGACCAGAGCAAGACAAGCCGGUAAACAUGUCCUCGUGAACCCAGCCCCGGCGAUUCUAUUGCCAGCGUCCGCCUACGAGAACAUGGACACACUGGUAAUGAACGAAACCGAAGCGAGCAUACUAGCCGGCACAGAUCCAAGCCAGGCUGAAGACCAGACAGCCGAACAACUCAUCAGCACCGCAAAACAAUUCCUAGGCUGGGGUGUCCGCGACGCUGUAAUCAUCACUCUUGGCGGCAAGGGGCUUGUCUACGCCACCGCAGCAGGAGCUCAAGGCCACAUUGGCGCUCAUAAAGUCAGCGUUGUUGAUACCACUGCUGCUGGAGACACUUUUGUGGGUGGAUACGCUGUACAGCGGGCAAGGAACAACACGGCGAGCUUUGAUUAUCGAAAAGCGUUGGAGUUUGCUACUUUGGCUGCGUCGAAGACGGUUCAGAAGCGUGGAGCUAUGGCUUCGAUUCCGUAUCUUAAGGAAUUAUAG